CAAACCUCACUGUAAUGUGGUUUCAGAGUAGAUGGCAUUAGAUGGCAAUCCCCAAAAGUAGGUGGGUUUAUAUGGACCUCCACAUAAAAGCCAUGUUUGGGUUUGCGCAAUUUAUUCUGAAAGCAGUAUAUACAACUGCAUCAUCAAGGUGGCUAUGGAGACGACUGGCUCCCGGAGCGUUUGGUUCGCUGUUGUGAACAUAGUAACUACAAAACUCAUGACCGGCAUAGAAUAGAAUCCAAACAUGUUUGGGGUGGCUUUGGAGGUGACACUAAGCACUAAGGAUGUAGUGCCACGUGUCAGCAAUGGGGUUUAAUUUGUGACAUCAUGAAAUACUCCAGACCCCGAAGCAUAUCGAGCCAUCGAGGCAAGUGAUUGAUCAGGUGUCACACUGUCCCUUUGAAGAACGAUCAUAUUUUUUCCUUUGAGGAACGGUCAAUCCAAUUGCUUGCCGACGUUUGAUGCUCUCAAUCACAUGGGUAGAUACAGAAACCACAUGGCGUGGCAUAGCUUUAAUGGGUUUCUAGACCAAGCGGGAUGCCUUUUGGCUAUUGAAGCAAACAAACAUCAAACUUGUAGAUACGGAUCUGGACAUGGGGCCUUGACACAUCCCCUGAUAUAUGGAUUGACGCUGUCACUCUAGCCUGGCACAGGAAGAUCGUCAAAAACAGGCUUAAGGACCACCAUUUUGGGCCCUGUUACAACCUGCUCCGACCUGCAUGGCCGUUUUAUUGUCUCAGCUCCGGUUUUAGGGAAUCGCCCCGAGCUUUCGCCUGCGAAGCGACGCGGGUGCACCCAGCACGCCAUGUUCAAAAGGCUUGCAGUGCUCAUUGGCGUGCAGCGUGCACUCUGUAUUCCAACAAACGAGUUGAGAGAGAUGGCCAAGCCUUGCGCACCAGGGCAAGAAUGCGAGAUGGAUGGCUACGUGGGUUCCAAAGUGAUCUUUGAGGAUGACCUCGUGCGAGUCUGGAACUUUACCUUGCCACCGGGUGGUAUGACAUCCCUUCAUCGCCAUGAUUUGGACUACCAUUUUAUUGCCAUCAUACCCACCCAACUCGAGGUCUAUGACUGGCAGGGCACGAGGCUCUUCGACUUCCGCGCCGAGGGCACCAAGGGCUUUCGCGUGAAGGGCGACCUAUUGGAACCGACCGUCGGGACGUUACCAACGCCGCUGCCGCGACUGCACUCGGCGUUGAAUAUUGGGCUCAAUGACUACUACGAGGUUUUGGUGGAGCACAAGCAUCGGCCGAGCGAAAAAUCUGAGCUGUAGUGAGAGCGACACGGAGUUUGUUUGGCACAGAUCUUGGAACGCAGUGACAAAACUUUUGAAGAUUUAGCAUUGAGGGUGGCUAAUCUGCGCAGUUGGCCACUUGCCAUGUAAGCUUAGUUGGCGCUAUGCUAGCAUGCAUCUUUUGCAGCCGACGUGUAAUCUGGACCCAAAGCACGGUCCUGGUCGGGUGAACAUAGCAGACAUAGCACCAAAGACAUUGCCACACAGUAAAA
This is a messenger RNA of Durusdinium trenchii, 1503 nucleotides long. NCBI's taxonomy places the organism in Eukaryota, Dinophyceae, Suessiales, Symbiodiniaceae. The record is from the annotation of a GenBank genome assembly.